This is a messenger RNA of Patella vulgata (common limpet), 969 nucleotides long. RefSeq names its product Golgi pH regulator. NCBI's taxonomy places the organism in Eukaryota, Metazoa, Mollusca, Gastropoda, Patellidae. Gene Ontology annotation, biological process: intracellular pH reduction. Gene Ontology annotation, molecular function: voltage-gated monoatomic anion channel activity. Bases 139 to 969 code for a protein of 276 amino acids. The record is from RefSeq and is a predicted model, not a curated record. The transcript has 9 exons. Gene Ontology annotation, cellular component: Golgi cisterna membrane.
CAAAAUUUACAACAUGGCAAAGUUUGUGCAGACGACGUGUACUUCGAUGAUUUUAACUAUUAUUUGAAAUACGUUCUCCAGAAACCUAUAAUUUUGAGCUUCACCGGGUCUGCUGUGUCCAUUACCAAAUCCAGCAAGAUGUCUUUUCUUGUUGAUUCCUUUAUUAUGUGUUUUUCACAGGUGAUAUUUUUUGGUGGUGGAUGGCUUUUCUUUUUGAAGCACUUGUUUAGAGAUUAUGAGGUUCAUCACUCGGUGGUACUGCUAGUAUUUUCAGUGACCUUUGCCCUAUCUUGUACCAUGUUCGAACUCAUUAUCUUUGAAAUUCUAGGAUUUUUAGAUGCCAGCUCCCGAUUGUUUCACUGGAAAUUUGGGCUGUUUGCUAUCCUGUUCACCCUGAUCGCUGUUCUGCCAUUUUAUAUCGCUUAUUAUAUUCUCAGUAACAUAAGAUUGAUACCCCAAAAGCAACACAUUCGUGUCAUGUGUACAUUUGGAGCAUGGUUGGCCUUUCUGUAUCUAUUUUGGAAACUGGGUGAUCCUUUUCCUAUUCUUAGUCCUAAACAUGGUAUAUUUUCUAUAGAACAGUGUAUAGGACGAGUGGGUGUGGUUGGUGUGACUAUAAUGGCUCUACUAUCAGGUUUCGGUGCUGUUAACUGUCCAUAUACAUAUAUGUCAUAUUUUGUAAGACAUGUUACAGAAGCUGAUAUACAGAGUAUAGAGAAACGUUUGUUACAAUCUCUUGAUAUGAUAAUAAUGAAGAAGAAACGUAUUGCUCUAGCUAAACGAGAGAAUUUACGACAAGCAAGUAUGUCUAAAGGUUCAGGAGGACUGUGGGGAAUGCUGAAAAAUGUUACUUCUGGUAAUGGUCAAGAAAAUAUUGGACCACUACAACAGGAUACAAAUGCUCUAGAAGAAUUAAGUCGACAGUUAUUUUUAGAAACAGUAGAUUUGAAUGAUGCUGUGGUGAUUUAA